ACUAUAUAUUUGCUAUACCUUCUCUCUCUUGAAACGUGUAUCACUUCAGCGACAUCUGUGAACAAAAUAAGUAUUAUACGUAAACAAAAACAAACUCUUCACUGGCUUUGACUAUUAUCGAAACAGUUUUAUUGUGUAUUCCGGCGAGUUAACAUCGUAGCUCUCUAUUUCUAAAAGUGAAGACUUCAGAAUCAAUAUUAUUUGAUCGUGCUUUUUUAACGACUAUUUUAAUAGUACCACGGAUUUUAGAAUAGUGUUACCGUCAGCCCGUGGAUCUCCAGAUACAGCAACUUCUACGUGAUGAGGUUUGAGCGAAUAGUUUAAACAAUUAUUCUAGUUUCUCUCGAUUGAAUGAGGCUUAAAAAAAAAAAAUUUUUUUAAUGAAUUUCGUCGACUUUUUUAAUAUGGCGCAAAAUUCAAAUUAUUAUCUACAACAUUAAUUGUCUGAUCUAUUUACAUAUAUAAGAUUAUUAUUACAAAUAUAAAAUAUAUUAGAUUUUUGAAAAUACGUUCGAACGAAUUUUUCGACAAUAUUUUACUUCAGUUUUAUUCGUAAUUUUGUAAUGGAAAAUAUAAAACAAGAUAGAACAAUCAUCCGAUUUAAAUUAUAUUUAUUUUGUCCUUCGAGGAGAAGUGAAAUAAAUAUCAAUACAAUCUCGUUGGAAUUAUCUUUCUUUUCCAUUUAAAGUGCAUCGGGCAAUCGGUUACUUCCGCAUUAUUGCGUCGCGUCGCUUGUGAAAAGAUGUUGUGUAGAUUUGAUAAAAAGUCUAGCUAUGAAUUGAAUUAGUUUAUUAAGAAAAAAGUUUAAAGAUUAAUUUAGUCGCAGGCGGCGAUGGAAAUUAUACAUCAUUUUGGUCGAAUAGAAGAGAGACGAAGCAACGAUUUGUGAAGAUAAUAUCGGGAUGGUUUUGGAGGAAGCUGAAAUAAUAGAUACGGAUGGUAAUAUAGAAAUUACAUCGGAAGAUGAUAAUGUUCAAUAUCAAUUUUGUCAAAUAAAUAGAAAUGAAAGUACUGUGGCGUAUCGUGUUGUACAAGUUAGUGAUAAUCAUUUAGACAAUAAUGAAUUAUCCUUAACAACGCCUGUAAAUAAUACUGUACAAGUUUUAUCUUCCCCAAUAAAUGGACAGUUUUAUUUGUUGAGUAGUGGUAAUGAAGUGCUUACCUCAGAUUCUGCGAGGAAUGUAAUGCCUCGCGUUGCCAAAGUACAAAUAGAAACAUCUGAGAAUCUUGUUCCAGGUGUUAAAAAAAGAGACGAAAGAAGAAGAGUAACGCAUAAUGAAGUAGAAAAGCGUAGAAGAGACAAGAUCAAUAAUUGGAUCUUCAAAUUGGGAAAGCUUCUACCAGAUAAUGAAAAUGGCAUUAGCGGAGGAGAUAUAAAAGCUAAUUCUGAAUUGCAAAGCAAAGGUGAUAUUCUAGCGCGAGCAUGCGAAUACAUAACGGAAUUACGAGAGAUUCGAGAAAAGUACACUCAAAAUUUGGAAGAGAAUACACAGUUAUUAGAGGAAGCCAAAGCUCUCAGACAAGUUGCGACUCAAUUAAGAAAAGAUAAUUACCAAUUAAAAUCACAAUUAUCCAAUAGUACCAAUUAUAUACUAGGUACUUAAUUAUUAAGUAUAUUCUAUGAUAUUUGAUACAUUCUCUUUUUUUUUUUUUUUAAUUUUUACCAAUGUGUUCCAUAUUUUUUUACACUAUAUCUACAGGACGUACGUACGUAGUGCAACGUAGUACAAUAAAACGUGACUGUAGUAAUUACAAAAUGUUUAUUUACACGUAUUUAACUCAACAAUACUUGUAUCUGAUAAAUGAUAAAUCGCAAUUAUAUAGUUAUAAAUUCAACUGUACAUAUAUACUAUAAACAAUAACUAUAUAUAACGCGAAUGAUAGAUUAAAAGUUGGAAAUUUAUUAUUAAAUCAUUAAAUCAGAUGUACAAAUAUACAAAACAUUACAUCAUAAUCAAUAAGUAACUUCGUUCGAAUGUUACAUAUAACUAAUUUGAAAGUUACUUUUUUUUAUUUUAAAAUGCGUUGAAGUUAUUAACUGGUAGGUCUACAGUAUUUACAAUUGUAAAAUACAUCUAUUUAUGUACAUUUAACAGAGCAACAUGUUCAGUAUUAUUUUCUUAGUUCAUUGCCAUGAUAUAUCUAAGUAUGUUGAUAAUAACAAAAUGAGCUUUAUAUUUUUUUCUCCUUAAAUAUGCACAUACAGUUAUCAUUAUCAAAUUUAGGGGAAAAUAUAUAUAUAUAUGUAUAUGUAUAUGUAUAUAUAUGUAAUUUCUAGUAUUAUUAUUGCUUCAAAGCACAUUAUUUUACUUUUUGUAUGUAGCUUGUAUUUCCGAUAUAUUCGCAUUAACAUCUUGUACUUUAUUGGCUCUAAGCAAUAAUGACAAGAGGCUUCCAAUAAGUACAAGAGAUGGAAUGAUAUUUAUAGUUGCGUGUCUCUAAAUAUUUUUUAGAUUUUUAGAACGUUUCAUCGAUAUUUAAGAUGAUAUUGAAAAUAAAUAAUCGUCGAAAUCAA
This is a messenger RNA of Vespula vulgaris, 2515 nucleotides long. RefSeq names its product upstream stimulatory factor 2-like. Lineage: Eukaryota; Metazoa; Arthropoda; Insecta; Hymenoptera; Vespidae. The record is from RefSeq and is a predicted model, not a curated record. Gene Ontology annotation, molecular function: RNA polymerase II cis-regulatory region sequence-specific DNA binding; protein dimerization activity; DNA-binding transcription factor activity, RNA polymerase II-specific. The transcript has 5 exons. The coding region runs from base 903 to 1604 and encodes 233 amino acids. Gene Ontology annotation, biological process: regulation of transcription by RNA polymerase II.